AUGAAGAUUGCUGCGAGCUUGCUUAUAGCAAGCAGUACUGCCUAUCAAGGAGACGGAGAAUGUAGACCUGGAGGUUUAUGGUGGGCUGCGGAACAAUGUGCAAACGAAGAUGCCUGCUGCAGUGAUCAACAGCUUUGCACAAAAUAUUGCGCCGAAGAAGACUUCUACGCUCAUUUUGCCGAACAGAAUAGAUUCCUUGAUUGUUAUCAGCCUGCUUGGGUUGACUUUUUGCCAAAAGAAUGUCGAGAAGAUCAAAACUCAGAGGAUUGCUGCAGUAUGCGCGGAAACAUUUGCACAAUUUUUGCACUAGGUGUCGACCAGCCAAGCACCAGUGCUAUCGAUCUUAAUCUGUCCUUGGACGCCAAUAUCGAAAUUAAUCUCGGCCUUGGCGACUUGCUCACCAUCAGCGGAGAGAAACUCAAAGAUAUCCUUCUUGAAUUGAGAAGCGAGUGUGCUUCAUACACGACUACUACCACUACAACUACCACAACAACUACGACAUCCACGACGACUACUACCACAACUCCCGAGAAGAUCACCACAACACCGAUUUCGACCGAAAAGACGACGACCACAACUGUUUCAAAGACCACGACUACAUUUACGACUACUCCAGUGACAACGACAACUGUCCCAAUAACUACAACUACAACAAUUCCUUCAACCACAUCAAGCGAUCCUAUCACAACUACUGAAAUCUUAACAACUUCGAUGCUUACAACCGAGGACUUCACAACUACCGAGGAAUUCACAACUACGGAGGAGAUUGAUUUCACUACUACUGUCGAUACUUUUACAACGACUGAGGAGAUCAUCUUCACAACUGAAGAGCAAGUAGUUACUGAAGAAACUAUCACAACCGAAGAAAUGGUUUUUACAACUGAGCCCGAAACUGUGUUUACAACAGAGUCUGAUCCAAUCACCACCACAGAAGUAGAGACAACUACAUCAAUCAUCGAUUCAACAACAGAGGAACAGAAGCCAGUUACGAAGGUUGAUACGACAACAGUGGUUGUAGAAACAACAACCGAUCCAACAACAAAAGCUGAGUCAACUACAGAAAUCGAGCUAGAGACAACCACAUUCGUUCCCACAGUUACAACUGCACGACCAGCUGGGGGUUCUGACUGUGAACUUUUCCUCGAGCUGCUGACCGAGAAAGCCGGCUGCUGUUCUAGCUGCUGCGGCGGACAAGUUGUUUUUGCCCCGGCUGAAAGUGACGUCCACACUAACGUCAAUGUCAAGCAAAACUUCAUUACAAACAUCAACGUUCAUGCCCCCGAAAAAAUUCAUACAUUUGAGAAAGACCAGAUCGAGGAAAUGUUUGGUGAAUUCUCCGAGCGAUUCGGUUUCGAUGGAAAACUCGAGGAUCUUUUUGCGAUGUUCCACCAAGAGAAGCCUAUCGCAUGGACAACAACUACGACUACUUCAGCGCCAAUGACAACGCAGCAAGUCAACUACAAGCGCGAAAUCUGCGACGAUUACCUCCGAACUCUCAUCCGAAAGCUGCACGGUAAGGGGGGAAAAAUCAACUUCGAUCACGACGUUGUCAUCUCUGUUGAUAUCGAUGUCGAACACUCUCAGCGACACUUGACACGGGAUCAGCUCAAAUCUGCGUUUAACCAAUUUUGCAAGGAAAAGGGAAUUUCGGCGGAUUUCGACGAGGUAUUCCAAGAGUACAAGAACAACCGAGCAUAA
Molecule: messenger RNA, 1698 nt
Organism: Oikopleura dioica
Lineage: Eukaryota; Metazoa; Chordata; Appendicularia; Copelata; Oikopleuridae
Source: the annotation of a GenBank genome assembly